Messenger RNA from Pogona vitticeps (central bearded dragon), 3088 nucleotides. It is a transcript of the gene TUBG1, whose product is annotated as tubulin gamma 1. Gene Ontology annotation, biological process: cytoplasmic microtubule organization; microtubule nucleation. Gene Ontology annotation, cellular component: gamma-tubulin complex; microtubule. Gene Ontology annotation, molecular function: GTP binding. The record is from RefSeq and is a predicted model, not a curated record. NCBI's taxonomy places the organism in Eukaryota, Metazoa, Chordata, Lepidosauria, Squamata, Agamidae.
GAAGAGAGGCGGCGGGAAGAGGCGAAGAGGAGUUCGCUGGGACCGUUUUUAUUUCCAACCGGGAAGGGAGUAUCCCUGACAAAGGUGUGGACGCCCGUCGCGAGGAGCCGCCUUCGCCAUGCCGCGGGAGAUCAUCACUCUUCAACUGGGACAGUGUGGCAACCAAAUUGGGUUUGAAUUCUGGAAACAGCUUUGUGCAGAACAUGGCAUUAGCCCCGAGGGUAUUGUUGAAGAGUUUGCCACUGAGGGUACUGACCGCAAAGAUGUUUUUUUCUACCAGGCAGAUGAUGAGCACUAUAUACCCCGAGCUGUUCUCCUAGACCUGGAACCACGAGUGAUUCAUUCAAUUCUGAACUCCCCAUAUGCCAACUUGUAUAACCCAGAAAAUAUAUAUUUGUCUGAGCAUGGUGGUGGAGCUGGGAACAACUGGGCCAGUGGUUUUUCACAGGGAGAAAAGAUUCAUGAAGAUAUCUUCGACAUUAUAGACAGAGAAGCUGAUGGCAGUGACAGCUUAGAGGGUUUUGUGCUAUGCCAUUCUAUCGCAGGCGGGACUGGUUCUGGUUUGGGCUCUUACCUCCUGGAGAGAUUAAAUGACAGGUACCCUAAGAAAUUGGUGCAGACAUACUCUGUCUUCCCAAACCAGGAUGAGAUGAGUGAUGUUGUGGUGCAACCAUACAACUCUCUAUUGACACUAAAGCGGCUGACACAGAAUGCUGAUUGUGUGGUGGUUCUAGACAACACAGCUCUGAAUCGCAUUGCUACAGAUAGACUACACAUCCAGAAUCCCACCUUUUCCCAGAUCAACCAGCUGGUCUCCACCAUUAUGUCUGCUAGUACCACCACAUUGCGAUACCCAGGCUACAUGAACAAUGAUUUGAUAGGAUUGAUUGCUUCCCUUAUUCCUACUCCAAGGUUGCACUUCCUUAUCACAGGCUACACACCUCUUACCACAGACCAGGCUGUAGCAAGUGUACGCAAAACCACUGUACUUGACGUGAUGCGACGUCUAUUGCAGCCCAAGAAUGUUAUGGUAUCUAUGGGGCGAGAUCGUCAGACAAACCAUUGCUACAUUGCCAUUCUUAACAUCAUCCAGGGAGAAGUGGAUCCCACCCAGGUCCAUAAGAGUUUGCAGCGGAUCCGGGAGAGAAAACUGGCCAACUUUAUUCCUUGGGGCCCAGCCAGCAUUCAAGUGGCACUUUCUAGGAAAUCUCCAUACUUGCCGUCAGCACACAGGGUCAGUGGUCUGAUGAUGGCUAAUCACACGAAUAUCUCUUCGCUCUUUGAACGUACUUGCCAUCAAUAUGACAAACUACGCAAACGGGAAGCCUUCCUGGAGCAGUUCCGCAAGGAGGACAUGUUUAAGGAGAACUUUGAUGAACUUGAUGACUCUCGCAAGAUUGUACAGGAGCUGAUAGAUGAAUACCAUGCUGCCACUCGGCCCGACUACAUCUCCUGGGGCACACAAGAGCAAUGAGUGGGACUGUAGGGUUGCUGUCAUCUGGAAUCUUUCUUCUGAAGCAAGAUUCUUCUCAGUAUAUCAGCCCUUCCCUUCCUAUGACCCAUUUCUUUUUGGAGAAGAGGCACUUACAGGCACCUAAUUGAGAGAAAGGAAUCUGGGUGCUAUUUUGGCACUGAGACUAGGAUCCUCUGUCACUUACCAAGCGGCAACCGAAUGUUCCCAUUACUGGGCCGGAUUUCUCCCUGCCUUCUUGGGGAACCAGGCUAUAUCUGCCAUUUUCCCUUGGACCAGGAAUCCUUAGCCUUGGUUAGUAGCAAGCAGUAACAGUGUAAUUUCUUUUUUGUUUGUUCCUUUUUAAUGUUCUUCAGAAGCUUGUUCCUCUUCCAAGCUGUUUUCAUGAUGCACCUCUAUGUAUUUAAACACAUUUCUGUUGGCAUAAGUACAAAGUGAAUAAUGAACUCUGAUGCCUAUGGGCAUUUAAAAAUAACACGUAUUUCUGCAUAAUACUAACUUUCAUUUUUUUAUUGCUGAUUCUGUGGGCAUUAACUGUGUUGCAGCUAUGUUGAUGAGUAAUGGGUUAAGAGAUGCCAGAACAGGAAAGAGAAGAUUAAUAGUCAAGGCAAAAGGAGUAUUGGUACAGGCCUAGCUCUCUGUAUGAUAAUUUGAAUACUCUCUUCAGUGAGGAGGUUGGUGGUGGGUGGCAAAGGGACAGUUGUUCUGUUGAGAAAACAGCGUCGUAGAAAUUUUAUCCUGUGAGGCCAGUCGUGGAUGGAGAUGGAACAUACAGACACCUUUUUAAUGUUGCUGGACCAGGCAAACCUUUGACUUAAGCCCUUAUUCCCUCUUCUAGACACCGAAUUUGUUUUCUAAUUGCUCUUACUUCAAUCUUCAUAUAUGCUUAUAAGCCUCCCUGCUUGUCUAAAUCUCAGAUUCUUGUGGAAAAUACAUCUUCUGUAACUCAGAAGUGGGUAGAGUGGUCUGUGAGCUCUAUGCAGCCCCUGGGGCAUUUUUGCUCCCUCUGAAGUAGCAAAAAUAUUUUUUUCUACAAGACUAUUGUAUGGUUUCAAUUCAGUUGGGGUGUUGGGAAUUGGUGUUGGGAAUUCCCUAAAGAUCAUAUUCACCCCAAAAUUUCCCCAGAAUUGGAAAAAAAUAAAACCAGAAAUGCCUAUCGAGACACUUCCUGUUUACAUUUUUUUAAAAAAGGCUGAAAACAGAUAUUUUUCAGUUUAUUGUAGCAUACAGAGGGGGCUGGCUCCCCACACCUAAGCUUGCUCUCCUCUGCUAUUAUCUACUGUAAAUAUAGUUUACAAAUAGUGUUUUAUUCUUUUAUUUUUUACUGUCAGCAUGAUCUCUAUUGGCAUGUACAGUGUUUGCUACUGUAUCAAUAAUGUGGCACUUUGCACAGGAACUGGUUGCAGCAUUUUAAAACUUCCUUUUUAUUUGCCCCAAUUUUGAUUGCUCCCCGCUUUCCUCUUGCAGAGUCCCACUCCAGUCCAAAAACCACCUAAUGGUUUUUGAAAAGAAAAUAAGUUUUUACACCCAUAAGACUCAUCUUGUGUCUGAAAGAGAUACUGCAGUAAAGUAGGGUUAUGAAGGGAGUGCUAUAGUAAAUAAAAAGCUGUGUUAGUC